Molecule: messenger RNA, 2075 nt
Organism: Oncorhynchus gorbuscha (pink salmon)
Lineage: Eukaryota; Metazoa; Chordata; Actinopteri; Salmoniformes; Salmonidae
Product: neuronal vesicle trafficking-associated protein 1-like
Exons: 5
Coding region: 177-788 (203 amino acids)
Biological process (GO): endosomal transport; clathrin coat assembly; G protein-coupled dopamine receptor signaling pathway
Cellular component (GO): membrane; endosome
Molecular function (GO): clathrin light chain binding
Source: RefSeq, a predicted model, not a curated record
CUCCAAUUUCCUCUGGAGGAUGCAACCAGUACCGAAUUACAUGCGCAAUCCUGCCGUGAAUCAGACAUCACCACGGUAACCGAACGGUAUUCACCAUUCUCUGCUUUACCCGUAAACAUCCGCGACUCAACCCUACCGAUCGUCAUCCUCGCACGCAAUUGUUCAGGCAGGCAGACAUGGUGAAGCUGGGCAGUAACCUGGCUGAUAAGCUGGAUAAAGAACAGUCUAUGGACGAUGGCUUUGAUAACGUCCCCCUCAUCACCCCUCUGGAGGUGAACCAGCUGCAACAGCCAUACUUAGACAAGGUAAUCGUGAAGACCACAACAGAGUAUCAGCUGCAGCAGAAGAAAAAGAAGAAGUUGUACGUGCCGGGAAUCAAGAAGCUGAAUAUAAAACUGUACGACGACGUAUCAGAGAAGGUCAAGCUCACAGGUUUGAUCCUCAUCACCCUUGGGUUCCUGGCUUGUCUUCUCCUGCUGGUCAUGUACAAGGCUCUGUGGUACAAUCAACUUACCUGCCCAGAGGGCUUCAUUCUCAAGCACAAGCACUGCACCCCAGGAGCGGUGCUAGAGCCCUGGUACUACACAGAGCAGCAGCAGCAGGAGGACCCAGGCGUGCCCCCCCGCUCCAGCAGUCUCUACACCGCCCUGGGUCACCUCAACCAGGCCAAGAGGACCGCCGGCGGCGGCAUCAUCCCCGAGCUGCCCCCGUCACCAUGGUUCCCCGUCAUCAACGCCCUGAAGCAAGCGGAGAGGGCCAAAGAGGAGGCGAGUCGUUCGAAGGAGUGAGGGAUGGAGAGAUUUCCAGAGGGAAAAGGUUUAGGAAGGGGGCGAUAAAGGUAGAAGGGUAUAUGGGCUUUCCAAAAGGAAGAGUUAGGAAGAGGGGAUGGAGAUGGGGGAAAAAGUGUUGUUUACUUGGGGGAGUUGACUAUGAGGUAUUCUGGGUAACGCUCCAAAUGUCUGUUUAGGUGUCAGCGAACGUGACUCAUUUGCAGUAAAGUUAAUCUCUCUAUGACGUUAUCAGUGAGGACCACCGCCUUGUGUUAUGUGCGUGCGUGCCUGUGCGAGCGCGAGAGAGAGAGAGAGAGAGAGAGAGAGAGAGAGAGAGAGAGAGAGAGAGAGAGAGAGAGAGAGAGAGAGAGAGAGAGAGAGAGAGAGAGAGAGAGAGAGAGAGAGAGAGAGAGAGGUGUGUGAGAGAGAGAGGUGCGUGUGAGAAGCAUUGGAGAACUGAACAUAACAACAUUCCCUGAAAUGCUCACUAGAUUGUCUUUAUCAGACUAACAUGUUUUCAGGUUUUUAUUUUAUUCUGAACUGAAUGUAGAGUAUUGUUAGUAAUGUGGUCUGACAAAGUUUAGCGUUAUUACAUUUAGAUCGAACUAAACCUGUUUUUUGUAGAUUUUUACAUACACAGUUCGGAAAUAAAAUGUUUUGUUCUAUUCAGGAAGCACAGAGCCCACAUUAAUUUAGAAACAUGAUUGUAAAAAACAUAUUUAUCAUGCCUUUUUUUCUCAAUAGAUUUUCCAGCAGCUGUGAACAAUUUGUGUAUGAGGAUUUUGGUACAAUUGGGUACGAGGAACCUGAAUAUUUUCAGGUGGAAGAUAACCAAAUGGAUUGAUGUCAUGUCAAUUCAGAUGAUUUUGAAUGUAGUAGACUAGCAGGUGUACAAGUUGGAUUCCUGUCUCAUAAUAUUUUAACAGAACAUUAACUACCUAGAGUAUCUGUAUCUUUGUGUUUUCUAGUAUUUAUUUAAAGACCUAUUUAUUAUGAGCUUUAUUCCUUAAGCUAUUUAUUUGAUUUUUUUUGGUGAAAAGCUUGAAGGAUUACAUUUUUUUAUUUUUUUUAUUUGGGGAUUUUUAAAAUAGUGAAUAAAAUGCAAUGCGAUUCAUACCAAGUUUGCAUUCAUCCUAAUUCAUCAUAAUAACUGGCAGUAUUUUCACCAUGGAUCAGAUUGUGAUACUGCCAUUGUGUCACCAUUCCCCACCCAGCGUUAAUAAACCUGGUUCUGUUCUGAGUGCCAAACGUUUAUGUCAGACCCAUCUGCUCUGAUGUCAUCAAUAAAGUGUUCAUCAUAAUCUG